Molecule: messenger RNA, 771 nt
Organism: Lactuca saligna
Lineage: Eukaryota; Viridiplantae; Streptophyta; Magnoliopsida; Asterales; Asteraceae
Source: the annotation of a GenBank genome assembly
AUGCCAACUCAAAUGCCCUGUAGAUUGCUGGAAAUGCUGAUCCAGGUGGUAUUUGACUCCAUGCACGAGAGGCUGCGUACACAUGCUGAAUCUGUUGCUUCCUUUGGAGGUGGUGCUCGAGAAAAAGCGAUGAUUGAGUCAAGAUUUAAUGAGCUUCUUGCUCAUGCUAAAAUACUUCUGAGGAAGAAAUGGUUAUUUGGAGUACUGGAUGACUUUGUCACCAAACAACUACCCCACAAUGUUACUUGGGGAUUGAGCUUGUUAUAUGCUAUGGAGCACAAAGUUGAUCGUUCAUUGACUUCCACUCAAGGUGAGCUUGCACAAGCAUUGCGGUUUUUGGCAUCAGUUGUAUCUCAAAGCUUCUUGGCCUUUGGUGACAUCUUGGAGCUGCAUAGAAAGUUCAUCGAACUGUCUAGUGGUGUUCAUUGGAUUUUUGAACUUGAGGAACUUCUUGAUGCUGCACAAUCUGAUGAAAAUGCCGGUACUUCAUCAAAGUCCAAUGAGGAAUCUGAGGAUGUUAUCUCUUUUUCGGAGGUUGAUAUUAUCACGCCAACACAGAAUUUAUUAGCCAGAAAGUUGACUUGCGAGAUAGUAUCAGGGAAAAGCCUUCUUCUUACCGGUGUCUAUGCUAUAUAAUGAUUGGUUUUCCACUUUUCAUGGUGGAAGUGGACAGAGGGUUUCUCUUUCACAGUUUGUAACAUCUUGUAUUCAACUGUAUGGAUUCGGGAACAUCCUUGCUUACUGGUCCAACUGUAUGUAUCUCACGUGAAG